Messenger RNA from Trichomycterus rosablanca, 687 nucleotides. RefSeq names its product receptor-transporting protein 2-like. Lineage: Eukaryota; Metazoa; Chordata; Actinopteri; Siluriformes; Trichomycteridae. The record is from RefSeq and is a predicted model, not a curated record. Gene Ontology annotation, biological process: protein insertion into membrane; protein targeting to membrane. Gene Ontology annotation, molecular function: olfactory receptor binding.
AUGGAGCAGCAGAUGUGGACGAGUGUAUUUGAGAACAGAUCAGUGGAUCUACAGGACGAGUGGACGCUCAUCAUGAACGAUUCCAUUCAGCCCGGUCAUCCAGGACGAGGGUCCUACCAGUACAUCAGGGGUUCUUUUGCUCGGUUCCGAUGUUCGCUGUGUCGGCGCGGGUGGCCGUCCAGGAGGGUCCAGGUGGUGUUCCAUUUUUCACUGGACGCUGUAAACGGGCGUGGCACGGUGAAGGUGCGGCGCUUCAAGCAGAAUUGCCGUCGGUGCGCUAACGCCCCCAUGGAGGAACCGAGCUUUGAGGAGGAGAACGUGGACGUGAUGGUGGAGAAGCUGAUGGAGAAGAUCAGGUUCAGGUGCUACGGGGAGGACGUGGGCGACUCGAACCGGGCGUCGCACUUCAGCGGCAGAGUCAACGGGCCGCACGAGAGCGCCCACUGCGAGGCCUGCAGGGCGGGAAUAUGCACAGGGCCAGUGAGGCUGACCAGUAUCUGUGCUGACGUGCAGGUUCCUCCUCCACAACAUCAAAAGAAAUCCAUCAUCCUCAGCCGUGCUGUCGGUCAGGAGCUCACUGGUGUGAAGAACCUUCUCAUGUGCACCAUCAGAACCUUGCAGAUGAUCCAGAUGAUCCUGGGUUUCAGACAGGCUGAUGCUCCAGAUCUGGUCCAGUUCUGGUUCUGA